Messenger RNA from Leucoraja erinaceus (little skate), 3622 nucleotides. RefSeq names its product WD40 repeat domain 95 (gene wdr95). Bases 181 to 3438 code for a protein of 1085 amino acids. The transcript has 30 exons. Lineage: Eukaryota; Metazoa; Chordata; Chondrichthyes; Rajiformes; Rajidae. Gene Ontology annotation, molecular function: protein binding; calcium ion binding. The record is from RefSeq and is a predicted model, not a curated record.
AUGUCGCUUUAAGAGUGGCCGCAGGUGAGAGUGGUGUCGGGUUACCUGUAGCUUCCUCGCUGGAGAGCAGAGGAGAGGAGAGCAAAGCAAAGCAAAUAAAAGAAAUCCACCAGCUGCAUGUAAGGGCUCAAAGCUUCCUCCAUUUCCCAGCUCCGUGCGGGUUAGCAGAAGGAAACAGGCAUGCCUUUGGGGAAGAAGGUCCGGCCCAGCACCGCAGUCGGGAGGUUGGAAACUUACAACACCGCCAGCAUCUUCCAUAAUGCAGGUCCAGCCAGCGCCAAGUCUCCGACCUCCAGGAUCAGCUGUAUACAAGCACGUGCAAGGACAUCCAUUCCAGAGAGCAGAGCAGUGGAGGGCACUAGCCGAUGCCCCUCGCAGUCCGGGCAGACAGAGUGGUUGGAGACAGAGACGGAGCCGCUGAAACACCAUCCCAGACGCCACUCCGUGGGGCUAGGCCAGAGCGUAGCAACCAAUGAAAACAUUCAACGGUUCGGGGACACCAUUAAAAGCCUGAGGAAGGGCAAGAUUGAACAGCAUGUCUCCUUGACACAUCUGAAAAGCAUCCAGGCUGCAUUUGAAGAAUCUAGACACAAUGGUAGGACACCGUUGGAUGUGGAUGAUUUUAAGAUGAUAAUGAAGAAAUGCCUGGGAUAUCAUGCCAUACAUGAUGACCAAAUAGAGGAACUGUUCAGGAAGAUUGAUUAUUCUGCAGAUGGUCAGAUUGAAUGGGAUGAAUUCUGUACAUACAUGCAACUGAAGUACAAGAGGAUUGAGGAGUCUUACGUGCGAUCAAAACAUGUCUCGUUCUCCCUUCCAGCCACGUUCAGGGAGCUCUCUCACGCUGAGCUGAUCCUACGCAUUUACUUCACUCCUGACCAGAGCUUCAUCAUGAUGAGAGAAGAUGGAACCAUCUCCUUCUGGUCAGCCCAGCUCAAACUGAAGCGGAGCAAGAGACUCUUCGAGAAGCCUUUUCACCGAAAGCCAAAAUGGGUGACUGACUUCACCACCAUGUAUCAAUACAACAAGUUUAUUCUCAGCACUGGAGAUCGGGAGAUUCAGAUCUAUGAGCUUUCCACCUUUGAACCGUAUUGUCAAAUUGCUGGAUUGGAAACAUGCCCUUUGCAACUUGACUAUUGUUCUACAGGGGCUGAUGACGGCAUGAUCUUGUACGGAGAUGACCAGGGCUGUGUGAACAUUUUACUUCUAUCGUCUGUAGCUGAAACUUUAAGAACAUGGAAGAAGUGUCCAAAGGUGGACAAUAUGCCCAGCAUAAGCAUCGAAAAAACUGCCCUGUCACCAAACGUGACCUACAUUCGCUGGAAGGUGCAUGAAGACUGGGUUACACAGCUGAAAUAUUAUGACUCCAUCACCUCAGUCAUAACUGCUUCCAGUCACGAAGCCACAGCCUUGGUAAUAGGCUGUACCACUGGGACCACAAACCUGGAGAAACAGAUGAAGGAGAUGAGAGAAUGCUGGAAAGAGGGGAAGACCACUAAAUGUCAUGGUCCUUGUGUUGCUCAGAAGAGGAUGGAGUGUGACCAGUCUGUAUUCUGUGUGCACAAAGGGGUGAAGACGUUUGACUUGUGCAAGAAGAAGAACUUGCUGGUUACAGGAGGCAUGGACCGGAUGGUGCGGAUGUGGAACCCUUAUGUUCCUGGGAAAGCUACCGGUUCUUUGAGAGGUCACUGUGCCCCGAUCUGCUUUCUUUCCAUUUCCACCGAUGAAAAUAAACUUUUCUCUGUCUCCACUGACAACACUGUAAAGAUCUGGGAUACUGAGGAUCAAUAUUGCCUGUACACAGCUAACCAGCAAGUCAGUGGAAUUAAAGGAGAUAUAUCCACAAGCCUCUACAUUCCAGCGAUCAAAGCACUCUGCAUUGCUGCAGACUCCAUCGCCCUGCUGCACCUCAAGAUACAACCUCAGCCUCAGCCGCACCACGUUAUCUCCCACAAAGAGCCGGCCCUUUGCUGCGUUUAUUGCAGGGAGUUUCGACAGGUCAUCAGCUGUUCAGAAGGAUCGGUGAUCAAAGUCUGGGACCUGGACACAGGGAACCUUGCGUUUGAGUUUAGUGGAGCCCACGGUGGUGCUGCCAUUUGUUGCAUGACCUUUGAUGACAGUGGGAGAAGAUUGAUCACAGGAGGAAGAGAUGGAUGUGUGAAGAUUUGGAAUCAUAAUAAUGGCCACUGCUUGAAAAUAUUGAAAAAAGAGGGCCGAAGUGAUGAAAUCUGUGACUGUACCUAUGUGGAGAUGCAUAAAAAUAAUUAUAUCCUUGCUGUUGGGUGGGAUAGAAGAAUAAACAUAUACUGUGACUCAUCUGACCACCUCCAUCAUGUACUGCCUCCUCAACCACACUGGCCCGAUGAUCUGAAAUGGGGGCACAAAGAUGAUAUUCUAUGCAUCGCUCAGUGCCCUCCAACUCUUCUGGCAACAUCUAGCUACGAUGGAGAAACUAUUGUAUGGAAUAUGAUCUCUGGUCACAUUUGUUGCCAUCUACACAACCCGUCAAAUCGCGUGUGUGGAGAGGGAAGAGUAAUAGAUAAAAGUGUAAGUAAAGUUAUAUUCUUGAAAAGUCGAGCACUGAAGAUUGAAUUAGGAGCAUCCCUGGUUACAACUGGUCCCCAAGGUUCACUUGUAUUCUGGAGCCUGUUGAAUGGUGGACAGCUCUAUGCUGCUUUUCCUGCUUCUAGGGUGAAGUCUCAGUUGACCAGCCUGGGUUCGUCGACCAAUGACUCCUUACUUUACACAGCGGAUGAUGUUGGUUAUGUCUGUGUUUACGGCAUCAAGGACUACGCUGUUCAUGGGCCAGAGGCUGAAGCUGCAAAACUUGUUAACUACUGGAGAGCCCAUGUUACCAGUGUCACUUGCAUGGAACUGAUAGAAGAACAAAAUCUGAUGGUGACCUCUUCCUUUGAAGGAACGGUACGACUCUGGAACACGGAUGGAGAAUUAAUUGGUACCUUUGGGCAGCCGCAAGCGUGGGAUAUUUAUAAUCCAGCGAAGUGGGUCCACCCAAUGGUCCCCUACGAGAUACUGGUCGAUCCGCUCAGCUUGCCCAUCCACCCGGUGCUGGAGGAAGAGACCGCUGUAACGCAACAACUCUACCUACACCAGAGUGAAGACAAGAAACAGAUUGUGGACCAUCAUCCCAAAUCUCCACAGGUGACCAUUUCUGAUGAAGAUAUCAAAGAAGAAAUAAGAAAGAUGUCAUCGCAGAACAGCCUUGGGAAAAGAUUUCGACAAGAAAGAUUUAAGAGAUUAAACAGGCCCUUAAACCACGGAGGCCCUUCCGCAUAUCAUACCCUGAAGUAUUUUGAAAUCAAUACCCCAAAUCCCUGUGAAAAACCCGACCUGUCGGCAAUAGGUGAAGAUCCUUAUGAUGCCAUUUGCUUUACAGAUAGCACGGUCGACCUCCAAGCCUGUGUCCAAGAAAUUGAUUAGAUGGCUCUAGUUUUAGUUCUUGAUUUACAGCAUGGAAACUGGACCUUCGGCCCACUGAGUCCACACUGACCAUCGAUCAUCUGUUCACACUAGUUCUGCGCUCUACGCACUAGGGGCAAUUUUGCAGAAGCCAAAUAUUAAUCUACAAACCUGUACGUCUGUGGAAACUGUUGACACUAGUUCU